AUGGGAACCCGGCUCUAUGUGAGCCAGGCGGAGGCCUAUUUACAGUUAUGUGACUUCCAGUCUGCAGUCGUCAGCUACAGGCAUGCCUGCCUCCUGGAGCCUCAGGCUAAGACCUUACACACACGUCUAGCCUUCAUCUAUUACCUUCAGGGCCAAUGUUUGUAUGAUAAGGGCAUGUUCCUGGAUGCUCUGGAGUCGUUUGCCAAGGCUGCCGAGCUCAAGCCUAGCUGCAGGUCAUAUCACAUGAGGAGCCUGGCAUGUCUGACGGCCCUGGGCCGCUAUACUGACUGUCUGAGGCUGGUCAGUAACUGGCUGGAGGCAGACUCUCAGACCGCAGAUCUGUUCACCCUCAGAGCACGGCUCCACAAACAGCUCAACCAGGUAAAAAUGUGCUACCAUGAUCUGAGGUCCGCUUUGAUUCUCAGUCCGUCGUGCCCAGAGGCAGGUGCCCUGAUGGGCCAGCUAGAGGAGGCCAGUGAAAGGGCCAGGCAGCAGGCCGUCAGCAGGGCUCUGGCAGGGGAGCUCACAGAGGCCCUGUCCAAGAUCAACACAGCCCUGGAGCAUUGCCCUGAGACUGGGCGGCACUACCUCUUCAGGGGUAUUCUGUACCGCAGGCUGAAAGAGUUUACUGCUGCCAUUGAGGACUUGGUCCUGGCUGUGGAGCUGAGUGAGGCUGGAGAUGCGGGAGACCAGGGGUCGGAGCUGAGCGGACACACCCAGGAAGACUGGAGGGCCGUGCAGGGAGAGGCCCAGGUCCAGCUGGUGCUCACCUACAACGACUUUGCUGUGCAUUGCUUCUCCCGUAGCUUCUACACAGAGGCAGUCCUGCUGCUCAACAAGGCCAUCCAGGAGCAGAAGGAGGAGAGUGGCCUCUACAUCAACAGAGGAGACUGUUUCUUCAAACAGGAUGAGUGGGAGUUUGCCCUGGCUGACUACCAGCAGGCGAAGGAGAUCUCUCCUGAUGACCAGGUCAUUAGGAUCCGCCUCGCUGUCAUCCACAACACCCUGGGAACACACUGCUACCAGGACCGGAAGUACCAGGAGGCAGCUGACAAGUUCUCUGAGGCCAUCAAUUAUAACCCUGGAGUUAGCCGGUACUAUGAGAACCGAGCCAAAGCCCACAGUAAACUGCCCAACGUUGAGGGGGCCAAGCAGGAUGCCAUCAGUACCCUCAUCCUGGACCCCACUAAUGAUCAGAACUGA
Oncorhynchus masou masou (cherry salmon) is the source of this 1203-nucleotide messenger RNA. Its product is annotated as tetratricopeptide repeat protein 16-like. Gene Ontology annotation, molecular function: protein binding. The record is from RefSeq and is a predicted model, not a curated record. Lineage: Eukaryota; Metazoa; Chordata; Actinopteri; Salmoniformes; Salmonidae. Bases 1 to 1203 code for a protein of 400 amino acids. The transcript is spliced from 9 exons.